CUAUGGCAAUGUCAAUGUCAUGUCAUUAAAACCAUGUGAGAAAAAUUUAAAAACUAAAAAAUAUUUGUUUUGCAAUAAUUCUAUUAACAAGUGCUCUUAAAAACUAAUUAAACUAAAAAUGGAGACAGAAAACAUAAACGUUGAGGAGUUUUUGCCUGCCAAGAAUCCUGUGAAAUUAAAAAAUGUGAAGCGCCGAGCAGUUUCGGAAUCUGGUGAGGGUAUGGAGGUGGAAGAACAUAAUGGAAUAGAAGGGAAGCCUAAACGUGCUAGACCUAGAGCAAAAAAAACUAAGAAGAACGUGGAACCUAACGAGAGUAAAGUUAACAUGAGAAAAAUUGCAGUACCAGCACACAGAUACACACCUUUGAGAGAAAACUGGCUAAAGAUCUUCACACCUAUUGUAGAGCAUUUGCUAUUACAAGUUCGCUUCAACACAAAAUCACGUAAUGUGGAGAUAAGGGUCGGCCCAGAGACAAAAGAUGUUGCCAAUUUACAAAAAGCCGCUGAUUUUGUUAAGGCCUUCAUCUAUGGUUUUGAUGUAGAAGAUGCCCUAGCUCUUCUCAGGUUAGAUGACCUAUUUGUGGAGUCCUUCGAAAUCAAAGACGUCAAGACCUUACAAGGGGAUCACUUAGGAAGGGCCAUCGGUCGACUUGCAGGGAAAGCGGGAAGGACAAAGUUCACCAUCGAAAAUGUUACCAAAACAAGGAUAGUGUUGGCAGACUCGAAAAUUCACAUUUUAGGCAGUUACCAAAACAUUGCACUGGCAAGACGGGCUAUAUGCAAUUUGAUUAUGGGUUCGCCACCUUCCAAAGUGUACGGCAAUCUACGAAAUGUUGCUAAAAGGGUUGCAGAGAGGUUUUAGGUAAAUAAAAUGUGCUAUUUAUAA
Messenger RNA from Maniola jurtina (meadow brown), 886 nucleotides. RefSeq names its product RNA-binding protein pno1. Lineage: Eukaryota; Metazoa; Arthropoda; Insecta; Lepidoptera; Nymphalidae. Gene Ontology annotation, molecular function: RNA binding. The transcript is spliced from 3 exons. Gene Ontology annotation, cellular component: nucleolus. The record is from RefSeq and is a predicted model, not a curated record. Bases 119 to 862 code for a protein of 247 amino acids.